GUGACUCAUCACUCUCAAAACUGGAGACUAACUCUCCAGACACUAUGACUGAGCUCUUUCAAACAGCACUUUUCUGAGUAUCGCUAAUAGACGAGGGCAGAAGAUACAUAUAUCAUUCUCCAUCUUAGGGCCAGCAGGCUUUAUUAAUAGAAGAAUUAGUAGAUAUUAGGUCAAAAGAUGGCGCAGAGGGCGGAAUAAUAAAUCCUGGUUCUCUAUAUUAAAGAAGAACAAGUGCGGGAUAGCUAAUGCUUUCAUAUCAGGAACAUUUUCCUACAAAGAGCGGGUCAAAGCACAUAAUCUUAAGUAAACUGUUGAAUCCCGAAGAACUAAUAGGUAUCGCAUCAAACAUUAGAUAUCAUUGUUCUAAAGGGCUGCUUAUUAUGAGUUAACCUGCUGGUUAUCAAUGUUAACAUUUGCCUUUGAAAUGUCAUCAAAUAGUGAAAAAUGAAGAUUAAUUUGUCACCUCAACAUAAAAUAACCACAAGAUGCUCAACUCCACAUGAUCCAUGAUAAAGAAAUUCAUUUAAAUCAUUCAUUUGUGAAAGUUAUUGGAGUCUACAGUUUUAUUAAUCAACUAAUAAUUUGGUGUAAGCAACACACACACACACACACACACACACCUGUAUUUUUCUCAUAGUUUCAUGCAAGGUCACAAUACCACAGAUGAAAUCCUGCAUAACUAUAAGCAGUCAUUUACUUUCUUACCACAUGUUCAGCCAGCUCUGUCUUACUUGUGUUUUUUCCUAACCAUGUUUCGGUUCUGUUACCAGGAAAAAAACAAUCAAAUUUACCAAAUGAUGCCAUCAUGAGUGUGAAUGCAGAAUUGGAUGAAUAAAUGAAUAAAUUUCCCAGUGCAUGGAACAUAUAAGCUAACACAUGCAUUGCAGGGCUCAGGGGCUAUCCCGAGGCCAAUCAUUUAGCUAACACACUAAUGAAAGCGUGUGUAGUGUGGCUAAGGGCAGCCGCCAUGGGAGGUACCACUCCCCUCCCUCCUCUUAUUGGGGGGCUGUUAAUAGGCUGGAUGGAGCCAAUGGGAAUCCCAGGAGAGGAGUACUGAUGAAGAGGGAAACCUGUGGUCGCCUUAUAAUCACUGCCUAAUGGCUGCGGGAACACGGCUUUUACAAAAGGGAUUGUGCAUGUGAGCCUUAUAUGUGUGUGUGAAACAUACUGAUUUUUUAGGUAAUAAGCAGCAGAGUCUCAGUAUUAAAAAUAAAUUGUGUUUCAUAGUAUGUGCAUUUUUUUCUGUCAAAUAUUUUAUAAAAGAUAUUGUCAUUCAACAACACCAGAACAGAGCAAAUAACAACCAGGACUUUAUGGUUUGUUCCUUAUUUAAAAGUACAGAAGAAAAAAAAGUCAAAAAAUGCUAUUAAUUUAAAUGUUUAAUCACUUUUAAAGUGGCUUAGAUAUAUCUAAUCAAGAAAAUAUGUACUUAAAAAGCAAAUAAAUUAACCUGCUUUAUCAGUAUGUUCAUGUAAAGUACUUAAAUUAACAGUUUUAAUCAUUAAUUGGGUGGUUUUAAUCACUCUUUAAGUAAAACUUUCCACCCACUUUAUUGUUUUGGUAUUUUAAAGUGUAACUGAGCCAACUGGAUAUUUUUAAAGAGCAGCAUGUACAAUUUAGUGGCAUUUACAGGUCUCAUCCUAGGAAACAAAUACACACCAAUUCCUGUGUUUUUAGGCCUUUAUAGUGAAAAAAUGAUGUUUGUGAAUAUUAUUUUCCAUGUUUGUCAAAUAAUGUUCCAAAAUAUUAGCCAUCAGUUCCCUAAAGGUGUUAGAUGGGCUUUAGGAAAACUGUUUUAUCUUAACUGUGAAACUUUAACUACGGGUCACUUAAAGCUCAUAAUAAAUUGUAUUUGUCAAGUGAAAGAAAAGCUUAUGUUCCCACUAUGGCCUUGCAUUUACUAAGUCUAUCAUCAAAGCUAUAGGAAGAGUGGCAAACAGUGGUUUCUAAAUUAUCUUUCACUUUAUCUUUAUGAGGCAGAAACUUGCAGUAGUCAGGUUUUAACAGUCCUGCGUCUUCACGGUUUUGUCUUACAAGAUUCAAGCAAACAUUUGCUCCUAGAGUGUUUUUGCUCCAUGGGAAUCAGAUAAAUCUCAGCAGUGAAUCAGGUUAAACCACAUUUCUUCGAUUCUCAGCCAAAGGUGUGUCAUGUGUCUCUUGAUCAGGUGAAGCUUGUAGCCUAUUAGAGGAUGAAGUACGCCUCAGGUCUGACAGGUCUAUGAAACGUCGGGUAGACCUUCCUUCAUUCAAUGAACAAAGAAAAAAUAUAAUUAAAGCUUUCCCUUAAUCCAAGUCAGCGAAGUUCCACAACUAUUGUCUGCAGGAGCCAUUUCCGGUCUGGACCUACAAAGUAAAGGUUUUGUUGUGUUAAAUUUGCUGCUGUGAUUAAUGUGUUCAAACCGUCGACUGUGUAUAGGUAUAGGUAUAGUAUAUUUUGAAAUGCAUUUUGUGGUCGGAACACAUUUAACAUUUUUGCCAAGGGAAGAUAUAAUCUGAUUUUUAAUGGACUUUAUUUUGUCAUUCAAUGGGCCUGUUUCAUUUGACUAAAAGCUCUUAUGGAGAACUUUCAAAGUGGAAUGCAGCUGACUUUUAGAGAUCAUUUGUGACAUCUAUUGUGAGUAUUUUAAGUGGAAAUUGUAAAAAUGGGGCUGUUUCUCCAGCUGUUCAAACAACACCUACCCCCCACACUAUGGUUUAAAGUAUUAGAAGUAAGGAUAAACAAAUGAUCAGUAAUGUUGCUGGUGGUCUUUUUUGCUUUUGGAUAUCAAUGAAAGGCAUCAGUGUGAGUUUCAAUCUAUUUCACGGAUGUUAAAAAAAACUUCUCAUUGGCGCUUUCAGGAAAAACGAAGGUUUGGCAGCCAUAUGACAAAGUUGUGGUGGACCUGUUAUAAAUGUUGAAGUAAUAAUACAACUGGAUUACAAAUUAGGCUUAAAUUGGGUGGGGGUGGAGGGGUGCAUAUGCACUCCUUAAAAAAGUUAUUCUAAUCCUUCAUAGCUACCCCAACUUCAACCCUGAACAGCUGCCAUGAUUAACGUGAUCUUUUGGCACUAAUAAUUCAGGGUUCAUAUCAGUCUGAAUUGUGGACAACUCAUGUCUUAUUCAGGAUCCAGUUUAAAUGUCACAGCCCCAUUAUAGCUGCUCAGUUUGAGGAAGUUUUUAACAACUAUAAAGUUUUUACUAUCAGGUCCUGGUGGUGUAUAUGUAGAAAAGUACGGUGGAUGAGAGCCGCCAGUGCUGCAAAUAAAAAGAAUGCAAAAAAAAAUAAGUCACAACAGAAGUUACUGAUGCACAAAAAAAAAAAGAAAGAACCCGAAGCCCAAUGCAAAUAAAAAAAGAAACGGUGCAUAUUUUUAAAGAAAAGCCACAAUGGAAGUUAAGUUUUUAUUUCAUUACCUGAAACCAGCACUGUGCAGUAACGUUGUACACGGAGAAUCGCCGAGAGUCGCAGUGAUCACGCUUGGCUCAAACAGCUUAUCCCCCCAGGUGACCUAUGCAAUCCCUGAACGCCCAUAGGCUGUAUCAGGUGUCAAUCAUAGAAAACAUGAACCCCCUAAUAACUUUUAAAAAUGGAGCUUCAAAGACAAAAGAGGACAAACCAGUCUUACUGUAACUACACGUCAACAUCGCAAGCAGGGGGGAGAAAAAUUAUGUUCUGUGUAAUAAAUUUCUAAAGUUUGUCCACAGCCUCAUAAGCUUUGCUGGCGGAGGCGGGAUUUAUGACCUAUACUGCAGCCCACCAACAGAGGGUGCUGUUGUCAGAGUGGCUUCAUCCAGCAAGGAGGCAGAUUCUGUCCAUUCUAUAUACAGUCUAUGGGCCUAACCAAAUGACACGUUGAAAAGCACACAUGCAAAAUUAAACAAUAACCUUUCCACUAACUUCUUUGUUUGUCUUCUUGCCGUGGUCUUCUGUGCCUAGAUGGUAAAACACCGGUGCAUCAUCAUUAUGGGUUCCUGGCUGCUCACUUCUGUUUUGGCUUUUUUUUUUUUGCAUUGUUUUAUUUUCGCAAUAAGUAACUUCUUUUUUUUUGUUUGUUUGUUUGUUUUUUUGCUUCGUUAACUUCCAUUGUGUUUUUUUUUUUAAAAUCUGCACCAUUUCUUUUUUUAUUUGCAGCAGGCUUCAGUGUCUUUUUUUUUCAUCAGUAACUUCCAUUGUGGCUUUUUUUUUUUUUUUUUUGGCAUCCUUUUAUUUUCACAGUCAGCAACUUCAGUAAGUAACUCCUUUUUUGCAUUGUUAACUUCCAAUGUGGCUUUUUUUUAAUCUGCACAGUUUCUUUUUUUAUUUGCAGCAGCCGGUUUCAUCUUUUUUCUUUCAUCAGUAACUUCUGUUGUGGCUUUUUUUUUUUUUUGCAUCCAUUUAUUUUCACAGUAAGUAACUUCAGUAAGUAACCUCUCUUUUGCGUCGUUAACUUCCGUUGUGGCUUUUUUUUUGUAAAUCUGCCUGUUUCUUUUUUGAUUGCAGUGGGCUUUGGUUUCUUUAUAUAUUUAUUUAUUUUUGCAUCAGUAACUUCUGUUAUGGCUUUUUUUUAUUUUUUGCAUCCUUUUAUUCUCGGAGUAAGUAACUCCUUUUUUUUGCAACUGUUGUCGUUUUUUUUUUUUUUUUUUUAUCCGCACCGUUGCUUUUUUUUAAUUUGCAGCGGGCUUCGGUUUCUUUUUUUGUAUCAGUAAAUUCUGUUGUGCCUCCUUUUUUUUCAUUCUUUUUUAUUUGCAGCAGUGGUGGUUCUCGGCCACCGUAGCAAAGCUUUGUGAUAAACCUCUCCCUGAACGUGUUUUUACUGCUCUUUUAUUUUGAAGGCUCAGAUCUGAACUUCCUUCGCUGAUCUCGCUGUCUCAUGCCUGCUUGCUGUCAGCUCCGCGUGGGCCGAAACUUCUCUGACAGUCUGUCCAAUCAGAGUUUCGUGACAAGGUGGAAGUUGGCCGCUACGUACUCUUACAAACCCCUGUGUCAGUAUGAGUUUUGCCGAAGACGUCUACAACUCUAGCAAAGUGUCUUGAAGGAAUAUGGUGAUUUUUGCGGUUGAAAGAUAAUGUACCCCGGCGGUUGGAGAUGAGUGGAUUAGUACGGUUGGUAUGUGGAGAUAGAUCUUUAUCGUGGUGGUCUGCAGGAGUCAGAGCCUGCUGUAUGUCUGACUGACAGCUGCUGUGUUUUAGUGUUAGCAUGCCACGCAGGCAGCUAACUUCUCCAAAGAAAAGAAAACUUUUCCCACGACUUAGAAGUGGCCCAUGCAGUCACGGUAGGAGACUUUGACAUUAUUUGUUCGUUCAUGUAGAUUUGUCUAUUUUUAAGGUGAAAAUGAUGAAGGUUAGGAGAUACUUGAGGGGGAGUGGGAGGGUCCUCGCGUUUGUGUUCAUUGCCUCUGUCGUGUGGCUCCUGUUGGACAUGGCAGCACUGCGUAUAUCAAUAAACGACGUGAACGGACACAUGCUGAAAGAGCAAGUUAUAAGAGAGAGGCAGCUUUUCAAGCAGCAGUCCAGGGUGACACAGGCUUUAAAAAGAGGCUUUAAACACCCAGUUCAGAGGGUGGACUGGGCUGCUGCACAGGGAGGGACUGAACCACUCAAUUCAAGUCAAAAACUAGCCCAUGUAUACAGAGGCAAGAAACGGGACCAAGAGGAGAAGAGGGUUAACCCUUUGCAGCACAAAGAAAAUGCUCUACCAAAGACUGACAAACCUAAAGACAUUGCUUCAGAGCAAAAAAAGGAAGCCACAUCAAAGCAGGCUGAUUCAGCAAAGAAAAUAGCUGUAGAUUUAGAGGUAAGUGGGCCAAAAGUAGAGAAAAGUACAGUCCUAGAUGGCUCCAAGUUAAACAAAACCAAAGUGCCACCCGCUAUUCAGGAAAAGAUACAUGCACCCCUACCAACCUCAAAGAAGGAGCCCAUAAAAGAUAAAGAUGGAGUAAAACCUCAUCCUGACAAAGCUGAUUCAAGGGACAAAAUCAAGGAUGGACCUGAGAUCAAUACUGCAGCCAAAGCAAGUCAGCAUCAGGCGGAAGAGUCGCACUCUUCAAAAGCAACACCUAAACCUUCACAGAAGGAUGUGGAGGAGAAGAAGGAGAAACUGAAAGAAGAGGAUAAACAGGCUAAGAAGGUUAGUGAAAGUGAUAAGAAAGCAGAGAAGGAAACCCCAAAACCUACAAUCAAAGUCCAAGAGGGGAAGACCGCUACAAAAGAAGUCAAAGUGAUCAAGAAGGCUGGUCUCCACAAAGUGCUCGCUCUGGAUAUGACAAACGCUCCCAGAGAUGCCCGUGCAGUCGGUCAGUUCGGUGUGGCAGCAAAGGCGGCCAGUUUGGACAAUGUGGAGGUGAGGAAGAGAUGGGAUGAAGGGGAUUUCAAUGUUUACCUGAGUGACCAGAUCCCAGUGGACCGAGCCAUUCCGGACACCAGACCUGAGUCGUGAGUCUUUUUCUGCGUUUUAUUUUCAUUAGAAUAUUCUGAUUGCAAAGCUGAGUUUUGAUCAUGCUUAUUUUUGCCGUAUUUUCCAGGUGUGCAAAGAAUCUCGUCCACAACGACUUGCCAUCCACCAGUGUGAUUUUCUGUUUUGUGGAUGAAGUGUGGUCCACACUUCUCCGCUCUGUGCACAGUGUGCUCAACAGAUCUCCACCACACCUCCUCAAAGAGAUCAUUCUGGUCGAUGAUUUCAGCUCCAAAGGUAAUCUUUGUUUUUCCCCAGGACAAAAUCAGAAAAAAAGAGGAUACCUUUAGAUCUACAGGAGGGUCAGAGCAACACAAACUCAAGUUCACACUGGAGUUACUAAAUUUGACAACUCAUACACUAGAAGCAGAUGAGUUGAGCUUCAUACUAUAUCCACCCGUAUUAGCAUAUACUGUAGUUAUCAGCUUCAAGGUGUGGUUAACAAAUAAACUACUUCAGGAUCAACCCUGUCUUGAAAUUACCUUUAAUAAAUAUUUGCUUUCUCUCUGCUAGAACUUGUUACUCAUGAGUGACGUUAAUAUCAUUUCUGUGCAUAUAGUUUAGGGGAUCAUCAUACAUCAUAAUAAAUUACUCCAUUUUCCAACAGAGAAUCUGAAGGAACAGCUGGAUAAGUACAUGUCACAGUUUCCUAAAGUGAGAAUCGUUCGCCUGAAGGAGCGCCAGGGCCUGAUCAGGGCCAGACUGGCUGGAGCUGCUGUAGCCAAAGGUAAGCACUGCAAAGAUGGCGCUAACAUGAAUACAUGGAUGAAACACACAAAAGAAAAGGUGAAGACAGCAACAGAUUUGAGAUGAGAUGAGAUGAGAUCAUCUGCUCAGACUUUAAAAUAGUCAUUGUUGCUAUGAAAGCACUUAUGUGUGUGGGACCACUCCUGAUGAGUCACCUACUGCUAUUAUUCAAAUAACAACCAGGUUUUAUAAUUAUGUUUGAGCUGGGCAAGAUUUCAACACCCUUGAAAUGACAAAUGUAGGCUGUGCUGUUGUACAAGCUUUUAACUCAUUGUUAUACAGUAUCAUGCCUCUAAAUGUAGGAGUUCAAGCACGGGUGCAAAAACACAAACAUCUGCAGGCCUUUGAUUUGGCAGAUAGUUCAAUGGAACUACAAAAGUUUGCAAAUAGACUGAGUUGUGAUAAUCUGGAAACUUUCAUAUAGGGUUCCUACGCAAGUAUGGAAAGUAUGGAAAUAAAUUUGAUCAAUUUCCAGGUCUUAAAAAGUAUGGAAAAUGAAAAAUAAAGUAUGGGAAAAUAUUAAUGUUUCCAGACUAUCACCACAGUUUUAAAAUACUGUUUUCUAAAAUAGAAAAGUCGGUAUUUCCAAAAAUAAUUUUAAAAAGUAGGGUAUGGAAAUUCUAGCUGCAUAGGAACCCUGUUCAUAACUAAGACCAUAAUGAGGGAUUAUUUACAGAUUGUUAAAGUGGGAAUGAAAAUCCAGUUAGUUGAAAUUGUGCUUUGAAAAUAGAGCAGCGUUACUUUUCUGGAACCGUUAAGUGACACAGAAAUGUGUAUUUAAGGUAGUUCAAAUAAGCAGAAAGUCUGCUUACCGGUUUGUAACGGAACUGCAAAGAUUCAAGAGGAUAAAAUAGCUUCAGUCAAGAUAAGUCACCAUCCUGUUAACACAGUAUUCAAACAUGAUUUGACUGUAAAAUUUGUUAUUUACAUUCAAAAACAAACAACUCCCUACCAGAGACCUCAUGUCACAGGCCAUAAAGACUGCAUUGAUAAUAUCCAGAUGUGUCUGUUUGUUUAACUGCAACAGGAUGUUUGCUCUCCUCAUAGGUGAGGUCCUUACCUUCCUUGACUCCCAUGUUGAGUGUAACGUGGGUUGGCUGGAGCCACUUCUGGAGAGAGUCUACCUGGAUCGCAAGACGGUGCCCUGUCCAGUAAUUGAGAUUAUCAAUGACAAGGACAUGAGGUGACUCCACACGGCCGUAUUUGAGUGAUCACAGUGAUUAUGUGAUUAUGUUUUUCAUGUUUCUUUUCUUGCUUUCCGUCCCCAGUUACAUGUUUGUGGACAACUUCCAAAGAGGUAUCUUCAGAUGGCCACUGGUGUUUGGCUGGAGUCCAGUACCAGAGGAGUACAUCAAGAAGAAUAGCAUGACUGUCGCCGAUCCAAUCAAGUACCUGACAGUUUGUUACUGUAGACUUUUUGACUUCUUAUUGCUGCUGCUGCUUUUAUUAUUAAUCUGUCUUUUCCUUCAGGUGUCCAGUCAUGGCUGGAGGCCUUUUCUCCAUAGACAAAAAGUACUUCUAUGAGCUUGGCACUUACGACUCUGGCUUGGAUGUGUGGGGUGGUGAGAACAUGGAGAUUUCAUUUAAGGUAUAUCCCUCACACAGCUCAUGUAUAAUUUGUACAUAAUUCCUACUCUAUAGAACUUCUCUCUUACAUGCUCCUUCAUGAACAGAUCUGGAUGUGUGGAGGAAAAAUUGAGAUCAUCCCCUGCUCCAGAGUUGGACAUAUCUACCGGGGAAAGAACCCCUACAAGUUCCCAAAAAACAGACAGAAGACGGUGGAGCGUAACCUUGCGAGGGUGGCUGAAGUCUGGCUGGACGAGUAUAAGGAUCUGUUCUACGGCCAUGGCUACCACCACCUGCUAGAUAAGAACUACGUCGACAUUGGCAACCUCACAGAGCAGAUUGAAAUAAGGAAGAGGCUCAAGUGCAAUAGCUUCAAGUGGUACCUGGAGAACGUGUAUCCAGAUAUGGAAGCUCCCCUUGUGAAAGCUGAAGGCCUGGUAUGUAGAUGAGUAGAUCUAUCUAAAAGAAACAUCUGUCGUACUCUCUCACCAUGAAGUUUUUGUUGUCUCUGCUUGGAACAUCUUUACCAAACAUCCCAAACAUAGGCUGUGAUUGUGCGUCUUGGAAACAAAGAGUAUUUGUACAUGUAAGCCUGGGACAGCUUUCUGUAAACAUUUUUAUAAUCUUUUUUUCUCUACAGGUAUUUAACCGUGGAACAAGGAAAUGUCUCUCUCUGCAGAACAACUCUCUUCUGUUUGAGACGUGUGAUCUCAGUAAGCAGGUGGGUGUCUCAUUUAUUCAACGGAUCAUUCAGCUGCACAAUAAUAGCUCAUGUUCCUAGAUGUGUCUCUGAAAAUGUGCACAAACCGAGGAAUCUGGCCUCAUGACGGUCUUGAUUAUGGGUGGGUAUAACAAAAAUAUCCAGGAAUAGAACGAGAUCAGGAUAAGGGCAGUCAAGACCUGGGCCAUGAUAAACAAGGGCGGAGUCCAAGACAAGACCAAAACUUUCUAAAUGUGGUCCGGCUGGAUCCAGUGCAGCUUUACUGUGCCGUCAAUCAAAAUCCUUCAGGUUUCAUGCUCUAUAAUUACCUCCUCCUAACUCUUCACUCAUUCUGGUUUAACAGAGUCAGCACUUUAAUUACACCUGGAUGAGGCUUGUUCAACACCGGGAUCUAUGCAUGGCACCCCAGGCCAAUGGUGAGGGCUUGACUUUAAAGCCCUGUGACAACACCAAUCCUGAACUGCGAUGGAUCCAUAAAUCCUUCAACACCGCUAUGGUAGGUUCACUUCAGAUGUGCUGUUGUCUCUCUGUGUGCUGUCUUUGUCUUUCUGUCCUUUGUGUACUGUCUGUUUCAGUGUCUCUGUAAGACAUAGUUCCCCUACCUCACCAGAGCCAUGACCACACUGGACCCUAUUAUGCACUAACCCACAUCCCCACCCCAUUAACUCACACACACACCCAUUGUCUGGUGCAUUAUCAUUCUCUCCUAUUCACUGACUUCUCGAUUUCACAUAGCAUUUCUGCUGGUUCAGAAUCUAUAGUCUCUGUAAGGGCAUUUCACUGUGCAAUGUCCAUUUUACUACUGUAAAAUACAUUAUCAUGCAAUAUAUUUCAUUUAUCCUGCAAAUAUUACCUACUGUGCAAUGCGUAUGAUUUACUGUGCAUCCUACACCACCAUGCAAUAUACUGUACAUUAUUUACUCUGCACAAUAUAUGUUCUGUUAUUCAAUAUUAUUAUCUCUAGAGCAAUAUAAAGAUAAGCUAUCUACUACGCAGUAUGUAUUACCUCACCAUAGACAUCAUUGACUGUGCAAUAUACUAUAUUAACUGUGCACAAUACAUUAUAAUGUGCAGUAUUUAUAUUUACUGUGCAGUUUAUUGAUUUAAUAUGCAGUUAACAUUAUUUACUGAGCAAUAAAUGAUUACUGUGCUAUAUAUUGUAUAUCAUUUACUACUCAGUACACCUAAUAUUCUAUGAAAUACACACUUUUUACAGUGUACAGGUGCAUCUCAAUAAAUUAGAAUACAGUGACAAUUUUUCUUUCUUAAUUCAAAAAGUGAACAUUUACAUAUUGUUAUAUUCUUGAUAAGUGAAAUAUUUCAAGCCUUUUUGUAUUUUUAUAAUUUUAUAAUUUUGACACUGAUUCUCAGGAGAAUUAGUGUCUCAAAUAGAAUAUUUUCUAAGAUUAAUAUUGGUUUUGAUAGUGGGAAGGAUACAGCUGUAGGUCUGUCAGUGCACACAUGCUGUUGAUAGACUGACAUCAGCCUCAGACCACUCUUUAAUCUUGAAUCUACUUUUCUGUCAAGUGUGCAGUCUCAUGCGUCUUAUCCUAUCACACUCUUCCCCUCUGGUAAACUUUCCAUGUUGACUACGCUUUUAUAGAGGGCCCCCUGCAAACAGCUAGACUUUUUCAGCACCGCCCGUCUGUGGCUAACCCUCCUUGUGGUGGGUGUGCAUGACUGCCAUCUGGACAAUUAGCAAGCCAGCAGUCUUCUCCAAACUAUUCAGUUUACAUGAAACAAGUCUCGUUGAUAGAUUUCAUUUUCUUGAUAACUGAUUUAAAAAUAUUUCGCUUUUUCACAUAUUCAGAUUUAUUAAGGUGCACCUCUUCAUCAUCUUUCUUGCAGUGUACAUGUUUUCUUGACAUGUCUUGCUCCUGUUUCUCAGUUUUGUAAUCCAUUGAGUAAGGAUUAACUGUAUUUCUAUCCAAUCAACCCACUUCAGAGAGUUGCCCUGCUCCCAUUUGAACUUGUUGUCAUUGUAUUUAAAGUUGAGUCUGCUGAUUGUGUUUCCUGUUUUGCCUUUUUAAAGGGGGAGCACCUCAUAGCAAAAUCUGUUUCCCUCCACACGUGCCUGGAGGCAGGGACUCACGGGGACACGUUUCACCUCAGCCCAUGUGACUCCAGCAAAUAUCUCCAAAAGUGGCAGUUCACAAACUACAACACUAAAGGGUCCGAGUGAAGUAAGCUCAAUGUGCACUAGAGGUUGCACUAGGGACGACAACAGCUCACCACUGACCAGAGGAGGUGGGGAACACAUUUUUGUGGCCUGAAGUACAGGGUGUGGGAAUGUGCAAUGUUUCUAAUGUCCUGUCAUCAUAUCAGCAUGGACUGAGUUUAAAUUCCAAACACUUGUGCCUAAAGGAGUAGAGCAUCUCUUAUCUUUGCUUUUGGAACGUUUUGGACUUGAGUUUUCUAAUUUUAGAAAAGGUGCUCUUUACUGGCAUUUGGAGAGAGGACUAAGAGACUUUGUGUGUAUGCCAAAGGGAAUAAUUUAAUUUCACUGAAAAGAGAUAGGAAGUGCCUUGGGGAUUUAAAAAACUAAGAUGUAAAAAGUGACUUUGGGGGUUUAUGUGUCUUUAAUUUUUUUUGUGCUGGGACUCAUAAAGAGUGCAUGUAAUGUAAGAGGAAUUUUGUAAGUGGCAUCGAUCACUCGUUUCGGUGACGCUUCAGUCAGUGAGGAACUUGCUGCUUCUCUGGUUUUAAAAUACUGUGUUACCAAGGUGUAGGUUUCUGUUGUGAAAACUGAUCUGUUGUAUGAAUUUGUUCUUGUCACUAGAGGGAAGUGUUGCUUCAAAACACUCCAUAAACCUGUGCUGUGAUUUCAGGAUUUUGUAACCUGUUCUCAAACUCUUCAACCUCAUUACAUUUUCCAGAGAAGGUCAAAAUAAAACAAUGACACUUCA
Xyrichtys novacula (pearly razorfish) is the source of this 12350-nucleotide messenger RNA. NCBI's taxonomy places the organism in Eukaryota, Metazoa, Chordata, Actinopteri, Labriformes, Labridae. The record is from the annotation of a GenBank genome assembly.